This is a messenger RNA of Thecamonas trahens ATCC 50062, 1659 nucleotides long. RefSeq names its product mRNA cap guanine-N7 methyltransferase 1. Bases 148 to 1659 code for a protein of 503 amino acids. The record is from RefSeq and is a predicted model, not a curated record. Gene Ontology annotation, biological process: 7-methylguanosine mRNA capping. The transcript is spliced from 2 exons. Gene Ontology annotation, cellular component: nucleus. Gene Ontology annotation, molecular function: mRNA 5'-cap (guanine-N7-)-methyltransferase activity. Lineage: Eukaryota; Apusomonadida; Apusomonadidae.
ACUCUCUCGAUCCGACCGCUCACACCUUCCUUGCUCGUUUACUCGAGAAGGAAGCUACAGAAGUUGGGUACGAGUUACUCCUUUGCUCGUCCGGAAAGCCGUCGUCGUUUCUGGACGUGGUAAGGAAGAAAAAAGAGCGUCCACAUCAUGGAGGUCGUCGGCUCUUCGGCGGCUGAUGUGGGCCGUCCUUUGAGCGUGGGCACCAUGGAUGUGGCCCGUGGCGAGGGCGAGAGCGGCCCGGGCGGGUGCGGGACGGCGAGCGCCCCGGGCUCGCUGAAGCGCAAGCGGGACUCGGAGGCCUUGACUGGUGCUCCGGGCGCUGGCGGAAAUGCCGGAGCUGUGGCUCCGGGUACAGAGGGCGAGAGCGAGAGUAAGCGGGCCAAGCUGCUGUAUGGCGGAAUGGCGAGCGCAAGCACGAGCGCGAGCGUCGGCGGGGCUGCGGGUGAUUCUGCAGCGCCGCCGGCGCGUAUGGCGGGACCGGCGUCGACGUCGCUGCUCCCGCGCGGGCCUGGCGGGAGCGCAGCCGGCGGAAGCAUGGUGGGUAUGAGCGGAGCGCCCGGGCGCCCGGCCGGGUUUUCGCCCGAGACCUCUGUGACGCCGUCUGUGGCGCUCGAGUGGGACUCGCCGCAGCGGCCGCGGAGCUCGACGUGGUCGACCGAGGCGGCGUCGCCGCCGCCACCGGGCUCGACGUCGCGGCGGACGCCCGGCUCGCGGGUGGCGGCGCACUACGACUCGGUGGCGGCUGGAGCGACGCUAGCGGCUCGCCAGUCGUCGCCACUCAUUGCGCUGCGGGCGGUGAACAACUUUAUGAAGGCCAACCUGCUGGGCGACUUUUGUCGCAAGCCAGGCUUCCGGGUCCUGGACAUGGCGUGCGGCAAGGGUGGCGACCUGUUCAAGUGGGCCAAGCUCGGUGUGCGCGAGUGGGUCGGCGUCGACAUUGCGCGCGGCGCCGUGAACGAGGCAGUCUCGCGGUAUAACGGGAUGAAGGAGCGCCGGUUUGUGGCGCGGUUUGUGGCUGCUGACGCGACCCGGGUCCCGAUCUGGAAGCAUAUCGGACCUGUGGCCACCGGCGGGGCAGGCUUUGACCUGGCCUCGUGCCAGUUUGCGCUGCACUACGGAUGUGGCUCGGAGGCGCACGCGCGCAUGAUGCUUUGGAACAUUGCCGCCUUUCUCAAGCCGGGCGCCCACUUUGUUGCCACAACCGUCGACGAGGCUGCGCUUCGGUCGCGGCUCGCAAAGUCGCCCGACAAAAUGACUCUCAGCAACGAGCACUUUUCGCUCCGCAUGCACGCGCCGCUGCCCGCCUCGGACAAGGACCUCGACUUUGGCCUCGGUUACGACUUUGCCCUCGGCGACCUGGUCGACUGCCCCGAGUUUGUUGUUCCCACCGCCAAGCUGCAGGCCGUUGCUGCUGAGUUUGACCUCCAGCUCGUCUUCUCGGCCAACUUUUCCAAGAUGUACGACAAGUACAAGAUGAAGGCCAAGUACAACCGCAUGCUGCCCGCCCAUGCCUCGCAGGCCGAGUGGGACAUCAUCUCGCUCUACAAGAUCAUGGUCUUCGCCAAGCGGACCGGCAACCACAUCCUCGACCAGCCGGUCAAGGCCAUGUACCCGCCGCUCAACAUCGACACUGCUGUCACUGUGCUUGGCGACGACUGA